GCCGCGCGUUCGCAGAGCUCUGCGCGCCCUUUACGUCGGAGAUCCAGGAGUAGGCGUUUCCGGCCAUUCAUACUCCAGUCCGUGGGGCCUUGGUUGUUGGGGUUUGUGCACUCUUCGGACCGAGAGCGUGACGGCGCCGCUAGGAUGAAGCUCGUGAGAUUUUUGAUGAAAUUGAGUCAUGAAACCGUAACCAUUGAAUUAAAGAAUGGAACACAGGUCCAUGGAACAAUCACAGGUGUAGAUGUCAGCAUGAAUACACAUCUUAAAGCUGUGAAAAUGACCCUGAAGAACCGAGAACCUGUACAACUGGAAACACUGAGUAUUCGAGGAAAUAACAUUCGAUAUUUUAUUCUGCCAGACAGCUUACCUCUGGAUACACUACUCGUGGAUGUUGAGCCAAAGGUGAAAUCUAAGAAAAGGGAAGCUGUUGCAGGAAGAGGCCGAGGCCGAGGAAGAGGAAGAGGACGUGGCCGGGGCAGAGGAAGAGGGGGUCCUAGGCGAUAAUAUCUCUCAAGAUUACUGUUUGAAAGUGACAUAUAAUUUGGGGUAUUUUUUUGUACAGCUUUUGUUUGUUUAUGUCAGUUUUUAAUAAAGUUAAACGUAGGACA
Rhinolophus ferrumequinum (greater horseshoe bat) is the source of this 608-nucleotide messenger RNA. RefSeq names its product small nuclear ribonucleoprotein D1 polypeptide (gene SNRPD1). The record is from RefSeq and is a predicted model, not a curated record. Gene Ontology annotation, biological process: spliceosomal snRNP assembly; RNA processing. The transcript has 4 exons. Lineage: Eukaryota; Metazoa; Chordata; Mammalia; Chiroptera; Rhinolophidae. The coding region runs from base 145 to 504 and encodes 119 amino acids. Gene Ontology annotation, cellular component: U1 snRNP; U2 snRNP; SMN-Sm protein complex. Gene Ontology annotation, molecular function: RNA binding.